CAGCCGUCCGGGCUGGUGAGUCGUCCAGUGCGUGUAUACAUAUUAAUACACAUAUAUGUGUGUGUGUCCAGACGCUUGUAGUGUGGUGCUGACCGCCAUUGGAGAAGGAUCAGCGGCUUUCUUCUCUGUUAUUUCUGACUAACGGUAUUGCAGCUGUUGGUGGCGAGAGAUGAUAGGCAACAUGUGUACGACACUGUCACUACCCGUGCUUGUCACCUGUCUGUUAUUGCUGUCUCAGGAGGGCAACACCCUGAACCACGACGAAGGAACAGCAGAAGAAAGGAGCGUUGAAAACAACGAAGAACAAGGCAAACAAUAUGGAGGACACGAAGCCAACGUUCCGGACGGACAAAGUCGAGACCCAGGAUCAAGGCGCUUCCGCCCCUCAAGGGUACCCCGUGGAGCCGGUGGUGGGGGUCUUGUUGGGGGUGGCGCAAGUGCAGGUCUGGUGGGCGGCGGGCAGGUACUGAGCCAGCUGUCUGGCCUCAGUGCUCUGGCCGGACCUCAUGUUGGUGGCGGCGGCGGAGGCCAUGGUGGUGGUGGUCAUGGCGGCGGCCAUGGCGGACAUGGUGGCGUUCAUGGUGGCCAUGGUUUCGGCGGCGGUCAUGGUGGCCAUGGUUUCGGCGGCGGCCAUGGAUUCGGCGGCGGCCAUGGUUUCGGCGGCGGCCAUGGUUUCGGCGGCCUCGGCCAUGGUUUCAACGGCCUCGGCCAUCAUGGUGGCGGUGGGCAUCACGGCGUUGGUCAUCAUGGUGGCGGUCGUCGAGGAAGCGGUUUCGGAGGUCUGGGCUUCGGAGGCCUGGGCAUAUUUGGUGGCUUCGGCCGGGGUGGCAACAGACUCAACAGAAGGCGUCGUCCUCCCUUCUCUAGAGACUGCUUUAGAUAUUGGUAUUGGUGUGAGUAACAUCACCAGCGAUGUGGGUUAAUGGGACCCUGUCUGGCCAGACCCUGCGUACUCAUCAGUUGGUCCCUGGGACGUUUUUUUUCCAUCACCUGAGUAUUCAUCAACUGGUCCGCUGGAGGUCAGGGAUGAGGCAUGUCCGGGAGUGUGUAGCAGUCCGAUGUAGACGUGUGAGAUCUGUGCAUAUACCGUGUAACUAGGACCAUGUGGAACUGGGCCUUGUGUCCAGUCCUACGAAACUUGGAUACAAUGUUUACUGUAAAUGUUGCCAUUACUUAAGAAGUUAUGCUGUUUAACUAUUGUACCAUGUUGCCACUGUAACGUGGACUUCACUAUUAGGAUAAAAGCUUUUUUGUAAAGAGAUUAGAGAAUUGUUAUAUUUUUAACUUCUUUAUAAUGAAUCAUCGUUAUUCUAUGUAUAACCAUUCCCUAAAUAUGUAUAAUA
Molecule: messenger RNA, 1343 nt
Organism: Procambarus clarkii (red swamp crayfish)
Lineage: Eukaryota; Metazoa; Arthropoda; Malacostraca; Decapoda; Cambaridae
Source: RefSeq, a predicted model, not a curated record